UCCAUGCAAGCUUUCCGAUGUGGGGCCUUCGCGCAUGGGGAGUGGUUAAUUCCUACCACAAAGCUAUUCUAAAAAUUAACCUACACUAAGCCUACGCUAACAUUCUCUCGGGCUAGUGAUGGACAUGAGCACUUAACAGCUAAGUGACAGUUUUGUGCGGAAACGCAGUACACACCUAAAUGAACACGGUACAACGUCAUCGCGAACAACGGAAAUCGUCAGGGCAUAGGCCACAGAAACUGCACUCCCAGCGGAACACUGCUUUAAGCUCCAGUCUCGACUCUAAAUCUCUGACGCUAUCAGAGAUAGGUUGCUGUGAUGUCUGCCAGUUCUGCAUUCAGCGAUGACAAAGGUGGCUCCUCUAACGUUGGAGAGCCGGAGUAUGGCCAUGAUCCCGCAAGCGGUGGGAUUUUCUCCUCUGAUUACAAGAGACAUGAUGACCUAAAAGAAAUGUUGGACAGCAACAAAGACUCCUUAAAGCUGGAAGCUAUGAAGAGGAUUGUUGCUAUGAUUGCCAGAGGAAAGAACGCCUCAGAAUUGUUUCCAGCUGUGGUGAAGAAUGUGGCCUGUAAGAACAUCGAAGUGAAGAAACUUGUUUAUGUCUACCUUGUGCGUUAUGCUGAAGAACAGCAGGACCUUGCUCUGCUCUCCAUCUCCACAUUCCAGCGGGGGUUAAAGGACCCUAACCAGCUGAUUCGAGCAAGCGCACUACGAGUCCUCUCCAGUAUUAGAGUGACUAUCAUUGUGCCAAUCAUGAUGCUGGCCAUCAAAGAGGCUGCCUCGGACAUGUCCCCAUACGUCCGCAAGACCGCGGCUCACGCCAUCCCAAAGCUCUACAGUUUGGACCCCGAACAGAAGGACCAGUUGAUAGAGGUUAUAGAAAAACUUCUCGCUGACAAAACCACGCUGGUUGCUGGAAGUGUGGUCAUGGCCUUCGAGGAGGUGUGUCCAGAGCGCAUCGACCUAAUCCAUAAAAACUAUCGUAAACUGUGUAACCUGCUGAUCGACGUGGAGGAGUGGGGGCAGGUGGUCAUCAUCAACAUGCUCACUCGAUACGCCAGGACUCAAUUCCUCAACCCAAACAUCAAUGAGUGUCUUCUGGAGGAAGGAGGGGAGAAGGCUUUUUAUGGUUCUGAUGAGGAUGACGAGGCGAAGGAAGAAGAAAAUGCUGAAGUUUCUCCAAUGGCCAAAAGAAAGCCCUAUGUCAUGGACCCGGACCACAGGCUUCUACUGAGGAACACGAAACCACUCCUGCAGAGUCGCAACGCAGCUGUUGUAAUGGCAGUGGCCCAGCUCUACUUCCACCUGGCCCCAAAAGCAGAGGUUGGUGUUAUCGCCAAAGCUCUCGUUCGGCUCAUGAGAAGCCACAGUGAAGUCCAGUAUGUUGUCUUGCAAAAUGUGGCCACCAUGUCUAUCAAACGAAGGGGGAUGUUUGAACCAUACCUAAAGAGUUUCUACAUACGAUCUACAGACCCCACCCAAAUCAAGGUCCUUAAGCUUGAGGUUUUAACUAAUUUGGCAAGUGAGACCAAUAUUUCAACAAUCCUCCGAGAAUUUCAGACUUAUAUUAAAAGUAUGGACAAAGAUUUUGUUGCUGCCACAAUCCAAGCGAUUGGCCGCUGUGCUACAAAUAUCGGCGAGGUCCGGGAUACAUGUCUGAACGGAUUGGUCCAGUUACUCUCCAACCGUGAUGAGCUGGUGGUGGCGGAAUCAGUCGUGGUGAUCAAGAAGCUCCUACAGAUGCAGCCGGAGCAGCAUAGUGAGAUCAUUAAGCAUAUGGCUAAACUCACAGACAACAUUCAGGUCCCCAUGGCACGAGCUAGCAUCUUGUGGCUAAUUGGAGAGUACUGUGAGCAUGUGCCUAAGAUCGCUCCUGAUGUCCUGAGGAAGAUGGCUAAGACCUUCACUAACGAAGAGGACAUCGUCAAGCUACAGAUAAUCAAUCUGGCGGCCAAACUAUACCUGACUAACUCAAAACAGACUAAACUGCUUACUCAGUACGUCCUCAACCUGGCGAAGUAUGACCAAAACUAUGACAUUCGCGACCGAGCUCGAUUCAUCCGCCAACUCAUUGUACCCAUGGAGAAGGGCGGGGCCCUUAGCAAGUACGCUAAGAAGCUGUUCCUUGCCUUGAAACCCGCUCCUGUCUUGGAGUCUCCGUUUAAAGACAGGGACCACUUCCAGCUGGGCUCCCUGUCCCAUCUGCUGAACGCCAAGACCGGGGGGUACCAGGAGCUUCCGGACUGGCCUGACGUGGCCCCUGACCCGUCUGUGCGCAACGUGGAGCUAGAGGAAGUCUUUCCCACCAGUGAGGGGCGAAUCGGCCUGCUAGGAGACUGGAGAGAGGUUCCCGAAUGGACCAAGUGUAGCAGUCGCGACAAGAGGAAAGACAAGAAAGUAGAGAAGCCCUUCUACUCGGACUCUGACGGAGAGUCUGGCCCAACAGAAUCAGCCGACAGUGGAUCCGACUCUGCCAGCGGAUCAGAGAGCGGCGGCAGCAGCAGCAGCAGUGAGGAGGAGAGUGGGUCAGGGUCCGAGUCCGAGGAGAGUGAGGAAGAGUCUGACUCUGAGGAAGAGGAGCAAAAAAAGAAGAGAAAGAAGAUUGUGCAAAGAAAAAUGAAACCCCCUGCUUCAGAGAGCGCAGCCAGUGAGGAGAGCUGCGGAGAGGAUCAGAAGAUACUGCAGAAGCCUAAAGAGAUCCGAUCCGAGUCUGAUGAGGAGGACGAGAGCCAAUCAGAGAGCAGCGAGUCAGAAUCCGAGUCAGAGCCGGAGUCCGAGUCUGAGGCAGAGGUCAAGAAGAAGAAGAAGGUCUCUGUGCCCAACCUUCCCUCCAAACAAACCAGAAAAACAACUGUUGAAAAGAAGGAAAUGUCUCUUCUUGAUCUGGAUGACUUUGAACCUACCACGUCUCAAGUUACUCCAGUCAACAAUGUUCUAUCAAACAGCUUGGUGACAGACUUAGAAGGGUUGUCCUUGACUGACACCAUGAUGUCCUCAGCGACUGUUACUACAGCCAGCUCCCUGAAGAUGUACGAGCUCCUGCACCGGAUCAAAGGGGAGGGGCUGGCUGUGGAGUACUGCUUCAGCAGGCAGCCUUUCGGUUCCGACUCCCACAUGAUCGCCGUCCAGCUCCACUUCACCAACAACACCACGUCAGAGGUCAAGGCCCUGCGUGUGGAGGAGCCCAAGCUCCAGUCUGGCAUGAGGAUGAAAGAGUUUCCAGAAAUCGAUGUGUUGCCCCCAUCUGGGUCUGUGACUGUAGUCAUGGGCAUAGAUUUCAGUGAUUCCACACAAACCGCCAACUUCCAGCUCUGCACACACACCAGGAAGUUCUUUGUGUCUAUUCAGCCUCCAGUGGGAGAGCUGAUGAUGCCAGUCUUCAUGACAGAAAAUGAGUUUAAAAAAGAGCAAGGGAAGCUGAUGGGAAUGAACGAGCUGAGCGAGAAGCUGGUCCUGGGAGCGAUGUGUCAGAAUGACCACACCAUUGUGCAAAGGGUCACAUCCGCAGCCAACGUCAGCAGGGUUCCAUGCGGCUCAGACAAGGAGUGCAGGUUUGCAGGGAAGACGAUGACCAGUGGCAGUCUAGUCCUUGUUACCGUGGUGACCAAGGCGGACGAGGGUACAGUUCAGCUGACAGUCAAUUGUGAAAAGAUGGUGAUUGGCACCAUGCUGGUGAAGGAUAUCUUACAGGCCCUGAAUCAGUAGAACUUCUUCCAAUAGACACAGAAUCAAACCCCCCAUCAACCUGUAGUCCGCUGAAAUAUAAGGUGUGUAGUGUGCUAGAGAUGUAUUGACUGACUGGGUUAGCACAUGGUUGCCGUCAAUUAUACAUUAUACGUUUUUAUUUAAUUAUUAUUAGUUAACAUCCCUGAACUGGACCCAUUCGCCAGAUGUUGAAAGUUGUGUUUGUGUUUGUGUCGUUGAAUUUGUAUAUUGACAGUAUAUGGCAAGACUGACAAAGAGGAAAUAAGAAAAUAUUAUCCAGCUUUCUAAGUCUAGCCAUGUAUUGACUUCCUUCAAUGAAAAGCAAGCUGAAUAAACCCUAUUUAAAAAGCUGUGGAUACAGCGGCCUAUUA
Clupea harengus (Atlantic herring) is the source of this 4076-nucleotide messenger RNA. RefSeq names its product adaptor related protein complex 3 subunit beta 2 (gene ap3b2). The record is from RefSeq and is a predicted model, not a curated record. Gene Ontology annotation, biological process: intracellular protein transport; vesicle-mediated transport. NCBI's taxonomy places the organism in Eukaryota, Metazoa, Chordata, Actinopteri, Clupeiformes, Clupeidae. The transcript has 28 exons. Gene Ontology annotation, cellular component: AP-3 adaptor complex; membrane coat. The coding region runs from base 319 to 3705 and encodes 1128 amino acids.